Molecule: messenger RNA, 3523 nt
Organism: Hylaeus anthracinus
Lineage: Eukaryota; Metazoa; Arthropoda; Insecta; Hymenoptera; Colletidae
Gene: stai
Product: calponin homology domain-containing protein DDB_G0272472
Exons: 7
Coding region: 248-1294 (348 amino acids)
Biological process (GO): regulation of microtubule polymerization or depolymerization; neuron projection development; microtubule depolymerization
Cellular component (GO): neuron projection; cytoplasm
Molecular function (GO): tubulin binding
Source: RefSeq, a predicted model, not a curated record
GGCGUCGGUGGGUGGAUAUUGAGCGACGCCGGGCGUCGUGGCGCACCGUGCGGAUCAGUCGCCCUCCAGCUACCGCCCUAGAUACGAGUUCAGCCACUUCCGGCCCUCCUCUUUGCUCGUCGGACGUGCCUCUUGCCGACUUCUGUGUUCCCUCCUUUCCUUUUUCUGCUGCUGGCCGCAUAAGCUUUCAGUUUCUCGUCGGUUGCGUGUUUUCGCGUAUAGAAGAAAGCAAUAACACACUAGAAACAUGCUGAUCGAUCUCGUGCGCGACUCAGUGCUGCAGUGCUUCUGUCACAGCUGCAAAGCACCUCUGGGCAUAGGAAGUAGAAGGGGCAACGCGCCCUUCAAGAAGCCCAGCGGCAAAGGAAAGCCGCGGACUAAGCAGCCGAAGAAAGUGAAGUUCAUCACGACCGAAAUUCGAUGCCAAGAGAAAUCUAAGGGUGGCCUCUGCUACGAGGUAAUUUUGGCGGAGCCAACAGUUCCUAAGAGGGCACCGUCACCGCCACAGACAAGUCCGACUCAACAAGUCGCUAUCGAGGACAAGCUUAGAGCGGCGGAGGAGAGAAGACUUUCUUUGGAAGCUCAUAAGCUCGCCGCUCUUGCUGCUAAGCUUAGCAAAAUCGAAGAGGCCGCUCGCAAGAAGGAUGAACUCAGCUCUGCUUUCAUCACCGCGACCCGCGAAUCACUGGACGCAAAGAUGAACAACACCGAGGAGAAGCGAGAGGCACAUAUCGCUGAACUGAAGAACAAGCUGAAAGAACACUUAGAAAGUGUAGAGAAGACUCGCUUGAGCCUCGAACUUCAGACCGAGGAGAUUCGUUGUGCCGUUGAAGAGAAGCUGAAGACCGCUGCUGCUCAACGCGAUGAGAAUAUGAAGAGGAUGUUGGACCGUCUCAAGGAACAUGAAGAGCAAGCUGCUCGCAUACGUCAAGCAAUAUCCGAACGCGUGCAACAGCUCGAGACCCAGAUUCAAGGCAAGUUGGACCAAGCCCGCGAACGCCGUGAGAACAUCGAACGCGAACAGAAGGAGAAACUGCGCAAUCAUAACACUGUGAAGAUAGCAAAAGUGCGUCAGACAGCGGAUGAGUGCGUCACGAGAGAAAUUAUGGUGAAAAAGUUCGAAUUUGACAAGAGGGUUUCUACUGCGGAGCAGAACAGACAGCGAGAGAUUCAACGUCGUGUGCAGGCUAUUCGCCAAUAUGAAAGGCGCGCCGAAAUUGUGAGACAGAACAAAGCAGCUCUGUCCGAACUAUCUGGUGUGCCAGCUGAAGAGGAGACUGCCAGCUCUGGGUAAACGGAAGAUCGUUCUCGAUCGUAAUCCUCGUUAAAAUAUCUUUUCAUCGUUGCAAAAUCGAGGAAAGAGGAGAGCGGGAUAUGGCUAUCGGCUUGCAGUGUCACUCGCUGAAUAGAUCAUCGGAGUUACGUGUUUAAAUUUCGGAAUAAACUAAGGAGUCACGCUCGCUGUGCUUGACGUGACUCUGUUACGCUUUGUGCCAUUUUCGUUCGCUGGAAGACAAAUUUUUAAAGAACUCGCAAGCGAUUAUAGUAGCUGGAGAGAUUUUCAAUUUUAACGAUAUUAUUUUACUACAGUUGUUGAGAGACAAACUAAACAUUCGAUUAGACGAAAAGUAUUCACAAGUAACUCGAGGAGACGUUCGUGACGAACGAUUAAAUUGUUUUUACUUUUUUUUUUUUUAUCUCCAACUUUGUACUUGUGCAAAAUCACUGCCUUCAUCUAACUACACACUAAAAAUACAAAAAAAAAAAAAAAAUACACGAAGAUACGCGUACUAAUCUGAGUUUAGAAUACAUGUACAAUAUUAUUUUUUCAGUUCUAACGUGCCUACCACUAACACGAUUGUAGAUCUUCUACGAGAUGGCAUUAAAAAAAUAAUAACUUCUCUACGUUUGUGAAUGAUUGUGUAUGUUAGAAUAACUAAUAUUUUAUAAAUUUUUAUAACUCGCUUGUUUUCAUAUUUACUUUUUUUUAUACAGUGAUUAUAAUGUUAUUAUUGCCUUUGUACUUUAUCGAAGAGUCAUUUAUUCGAGUUUUAAAAUUGAAAAAAAGGAUCAUAACGAUCAUCGAAGUCGAGAGUUUUAACGUUUCAUUACUAUUUCCGAUGUUUCUCUGAAGCUUCGUCUUUUAUUUUCCUAGGUUUUCGGUGUUCCGUUCGUUAAAUGUUUGCUAUCAUUUAUAGGAUAAUAAUAGAAUACUACCGCUACAAUUAGAUCGUAAGUGGUAAUUGCGACCAUAUGUCAGUGCACAUACCAUACGUAAUAAACGAUUAUACGUGCAUGGUAUGCGUCGACAUAUAAGCACACUUAUAAUAUAUAUGAUAGUGCUUUAUACUAGGCUUGAAAACUUUAAAACCAUUUUGUACUCGAUCAUUGUAAUAUUACUGCGCUAACUGAACAAAAACAUUCACAAGAUAUGUAGUCUAAUUGAAUAUGAUAAUAUGAUGCUUCUGUGAUGACUUAAUUAUUUGUCAAAAUGUGUAGUGUUUAAGUGAAAGAAUGAGAGGGAGAGAGAGAGAGAGAGAAAGAGACAUUUAAUUCCUCUACGCUCGUAUGGAUACCGUGGCUAGGGGCCUUAAUUUUGUUCAUACUAUAUAUCAUCGCUGGAAGUACUGAUUUCUAAUGUAAUAACCGUAACCGGGGCAAAGUUUUCGUCGAGAUUUCCCUUCACUUAAUGAACAUAGGCAGCUGAUGGUUCCUCGGUCUUCUUAGAUACUCGUAUAUAUCGUGGGAUACCAAAAACGGAAGGAAACUUUUAGCUCUGGUCACGGUAUCGUCACAAAACAAAGGGUUAUAGAAAGACCAUGUCGCAGUGAUAUUGCAACCUACGAUACCCUACAUUCUAGAUAUUGAUACUAUACAGAAAAUUUUUACAAAAGGCUAAUCGCUGAAGUGUUAACGUGAGAUAAAUAAAAAUUAAUAAAGUGAAAAGGAGUUCGAAACGGAAGCAAUUUGAACUCGUACGUUGACGAAUACGCAACUUGUAACCUAUAUUGCCGAAUGUUGCGAUUGAUUCGCCACGUGUUGCAACGUUGUGAAGAAAGUCGGAUGGUUUCGCAUUUUCUUACGGUUACAAUAGGUGACGGAUAACGUCUAUUUUUGCAUAAUUGUUGUGAUCUUUUGCAAAUGGUAUCUCGUACAAUUAUAAUAUAGAUGCCCGACGUAUGUAUGUUAUGAUUGUCCUUUUCGACUUACGUUAUGAUAUAUAAAUAUAUAUAGAUUUCUAUGCGAUGGUAUAUAUAAUACAUAUAUGAUAUGAUCAAUACAAUGUACGUAUGGUUUAUUGUGGGCUUUGGUAUUAUCUUAUAGUAGACGGAAGCAAAUCGUCACGUAAGGAACUUAUCGCAAAAAUAAAUUCUUAAUCGAACGAACGAGUAAUCGUGAGAAAGCAAUUUCUCGACGAUACAUUGGCUGCCUUCUAUAUUCUUCGUUUAAUUUUUAUUUGGGACAAUGUGUGCUCAAAAAAAGGAACAUGAUCGUGUGAAGUAAAAGGUCGUACCUACACGCA